AGCAAGAAGAAUUGACCUUUGGCAUGAACCAGUUUCUGCAGAGCACGAGCGGCUUCCAGACCAGUCUGUAACUUGCAGGAAACCAGCUCAGAUUUGCCUCUCUUGGGCAUGUAGUCCUAAUGAAAUGGCCUUCCAUGUCUCUGUCAAAGAAAGGCACAGUGCUUCUUAUUUUUUUCCAAGUUAAUUGGACUCUCAAGUGCCUCUAGGCUUGGCAACAGCCAGCUUUGCCCCUACGAACAUAUCAGCUUGAGAUUCCUCUACUGUCCCCAGCACAGUCUGGCAGCGAAGGGCUCCUGGGGCCUAGGGAAAAAGCUGCCCAGCACACACGACCAUGGUGCAAAGGCUAAAACGGUCACUUGCCCACAGUCCUUGGCCAGCUGCUGUUCUCCCUGUCCCUUCCAGCCCUCUGGCCAGUAAGCAGUCAGCUCAUGUAGGUCAGCAAAGAUGUCCUUCAGCUCACUCCGGGUCUGGAGAGGUGAGCUAAGCCAGGAGGGCUCCCGCCCCCAGCUGCCGCCUGAGCUCCCCAGCCUUAAUGUGGACAGCAGGCAUUUAUCCGCACCCCAGGCCCCUCCUGGCAAUGUUCAGGGAGGCCUGGGAGUCCCUCAGGAGCCAGUGGCUGUCUCCAAGGUACCUGCCAUCAAUUCUGCUGCAUUAUUGAUAAGGUUAUGGCCAUUUAAUGUUCUGGCCAGUGCAGAGCAGAGAUAUUUCCAGCCUGGGAGAACAGCAGAGAUGAGGGGCCAAAGAGACAAGCCAUGACUGGAUGGGGACAGCAGGAAGGGUGGAGCUCAUGGACCUCUUUGCAGCAGCUCUUCCAUCAGCAAAGAGAAACCAGCCGGCUGAGGGAAGUUUUCCAUCAGCUGGAGAGGGUCUUCUGCUGCUGUGAGUGCCAGAAGUGUCCCAUCCCACCACCCCUGCGCCCAGACAAACGUGAGGCUCUCCAGGUUGAAGGAGGAACCAGAGGGGAUUUCCCUGCUGGUUCCCAGCACAGGCAAGGCUGCAAGGUACUUCCUGGGUAGAUGUUCCUUGUGUGGCCCUGCGGAGCGGCAUGGGAGCUUGCAGGUUGUGGGGCUGAUGCCUGAGGUGGAGACCAUUUUGUUACGGCAGAGGCUGGGCUUCAUGGUGGUAGAAAGGGGUAUUUGGAGUGGGGAGGGGGCAUGAGGGCUACACAGGAGGCAUCAGUUAGAGAAGGGCAGCGGGAAGGGCAAGAUCUUGUUCUGUGUUCGUGGGGAAAAAGGUCACAUGAAGAGCAGCCCCAUCUCAGAGGAGUCAGAGGGUCUGGGACUGCACUGCAUGGAGACCUGGGACGAGUUGGGAAUGUUGAAUAUUCAUGACAGAUAUUCUCAUGUCCCUGUGUGUCCUCUGCUGGUGCUGAGGGUUCCUUGUGCAGGAUGCAGUGAAGUUGCUCUGUGGUGGAAUGCCUGGCAUCACACUCAAUAUCGCUAUAACCUUGUCUUAGUGCAGGCAGGGAGAAUUGUGGCAGGAGACAGCAAGAGGUAGGAUAAGCGUCCUGAGGGUAUGCUAUGCCUUCAUGAGCUAUUUGCCAAGAUCUUGCAGAGGACAUGAUGUCCAGGCCACCUCUCUGCCUCUGUGACCUUUGGAAGAAGCUUCUCUAGAUGCAGAAAGGUUUUCCCAGAUAGUCUCAUGCCUAAAAACUGCUGUGGGGCGUGAGGCUGUGGCUGUACCUCCCAGCUGUCCCCAAAGCAGUGCUGGCACCAGCAGGGGCUGUAGCUCUGCCAUCACCUGGGCUAGGAUGCCCCGGCAAAGCAACGCGCUGGAACAGUGGCUGCAGGCACAGCCUCAGCGAUGGUGGAGCGAGAUGUCUAAGGGAGGUGGGCAGAAACCAAAAGCUCUGGAAGAGCUCCAUAUUGGAGAAACACUGAGAGACAGAGACCAUGGGGACACAUGCUUACUGCUGCCAUUCCUGGCUGCCUCCUGUAUCUUAUCAUUAAGUAAAGCCUGUUUCUGCAAGACACCUGCACGUUGUGCAACACAGUGAGGCUUUCCCUGAGGCCCCCAAGCCUUCCUGCAGGUUGAGCAGGAAAAAACCCCAAGCUGUUCUCACAGAGGCAUAAGCUAAAGGAAGGAGGCUCAGCAACAUGGAGUGCCAGGCAGGGGCUGCAACGAUUUUCAAAUCCUUGAGCUCAGCUGACCAGCUCUGGUCCUUCCUUCUUCCUUCCUGUGCCUUAUCUGCGGCCUCCACUUCCCUGCUCUGUCUCCGAGAAGUCUGGAGGCUCUCCGGGGCGGUGACGGUGCGUGCUGCUGCCUUUGAAGCUGUGGUCAUGUUCGGAUAGUGGUAUGCAGGAAUGGAGAGGAUGCUUAGGAGUUCAUAAGCAAAUACCAGUAAGGAGAUCUCAAAACAGCAGCCCAGACUGCUCCCCAUAGGCUGCCAAAUCCCACAUGUUAUCAGCCUGACAAAUUAGUCCGGGAGCAGUCGCCGGCUGCCGUAUUUGUUGCACCGGGGAUCCAAGCCGUCCUGACCUGCAGAAGCACAGCUGAUACACACAGUCUAUUUUCCAAGAGCACUUACUUCCUCCACUUCUGGCCGAAAACAAUGCAAACCGGAGGAAAGGAGCAGGCCUCAGCACUUCUGAAAAUUAAGCGCUGGAGUUCAGCUUAGUUCGGCCCCAGAGUCUGCUUAACCCUUUAGUUGCUGGAUGAACCAACUUUCCCUGUGCCGAUUGCAGCUUUGGAUUGCCAUGUGCUGCACGGAACAGAGAAGAGUAAAAGGGGUCUCAGAGGAGAAAAAAACUCUUGAGGGAGUGAAAAAAAAGGUCUUUAGAAUCAGGCUUGUCUGCCUGCAUUUCAGUGGCUUGCCGUGCAGGUUUUACUGUAGAAUAGCUGCAUUUCCCCUCUGGACAGCAUCUGUGCCAGAUCCUCCUCCUUCUCGAGCCCCUUCCAGCCAGCUGUGUGCCGAGAAAGACAUCAUCCUGAGGCUGCCCGGUGCUGGGCAUGCCGCGUGUGCAAGGCUCCCGUUAGUGCGCUGCGGUCGAGGUGCCUCGGGGAAGGCUGCCCUGCCCCCAGCGCCUGCAGCUGGCAGCAGCCCGGUCCUGGGGGCAGCCUGAAGGGCCAGCAUUGCAGGAGGGGGCCUCCUUGGGGGGCCUCUAUCAGCAGCUCUGUGCCAAUUUUACGAAGGCUGAAGGCAAGAGCAAAAGCAGAGGGUCAGCGCGAGAAUGAGAAGAUGACCCUGCCGGUGCUGCUCACUCCUGCCACGACAGGCUCAGGACUCUGCCCUCCCCACGUGGCAGCGUGCAGCGUGGGCUCAGUGUCUCCCAGCCAGAGCCCUUGCUUGGCCUCAGUGAGUUUGCAGAGGAUGAAGGAAGGAAAAUACCAUCCCCAGCUAACACCAAAACAGGUCUCCCCACAACAGUAUCAGAGGAAAAGAAACUCCAUGAAACAGAAGUUCAUGUGAUGUGAAACAAAAUGUUUCAUCGUGUUUGUUCCCCCCGCCCACUCCCGGACUGAAGUGAGGUUUAGGCUGACUUCCUUUUUUUUCAGGUACCUUUUAAAAUCACAAAAUGAAAAGCAAAGAGGGUUUGUUUUGAACCUGCCAAGGAACGGCCAGCUGUUGAGCACUCCCAGAAGGAAACAGGCAUAUUAGAAAACGUUGCUGUUAACUCUUUCAUUGCUUUCAAAACAAACAAACAAAAAACCAAACCAUUUUUGUCCGUGCAGACUGUUUGCAGAGCGUAGCCUGGGUGCACAAAUACUCCUGGGUACAGAGGUCUCUCAUUCUGUUGGUCUGUAUUUACGGUGUGUGUCAAAAAAGAAGGAAGUUUCAGUGAUGAACGUCUGCCUGCUACCUCCCCAGGAUGCCCAAAUCCUGACGCAGGUAGAGCCUUUCCUCUGGCACUUUGCCGCAGCGGGGGGAGUUGAAGUGUAACUAGGACAGAAAGUCCUGAGCCUCAAGGACGUGGGGACGGAGCGGGAGGAGGGCAUGGGUGCGUGCCAGCACAGCCGGCUUACGCAAAACAGUCGCUUGAAACCCGCUGGACCCGUGGCUGGUCCAGCCGCGCUGAUGCCAAUCGGGUUGAAAACCACCCCGACCUACUCCAUGACUUUCUGCCCGCAGGCGGCGUCGCUGGCACUUGUUUUCUGCAAACCCGGCGUGCAGGUAGUGCCUUGGGGCUCGUGCUUCCCCCCUGGAGCCAGCGAUCCGCAGGCGUGCUGGGCUGUUUAUAGCACAACUCCCGGGUAACUCAUUGACCUCCGCGUUCGGCCGCUCUGCUGGGAAACGGAGGUUCCCAAGAUGAUAAGCUGCUCUCGGAAGAAAUUCCUUUCCUUUCCUUGUGCGAGGGAGUGGUGGUGCUGGGCUCGCUCGCCUGCCUUGCGAACACGUACACACCCCUGCGCGCGCGCACACACACACACACACACACAUAUGCACAGGCGCCCGCCGCGUCUCCGAGUCCGGCAGUGCUCCCUCUGGGGACCCUGCUUUGAAAGGUCGGAACUUCACAGCCAAGACUUUUCUGGGAGGAAGAAGAUGCUUAGGAACAAUGUUGGGGAGCGGAGCGAACCUGCGCAGAUGAGUGCCGAGGAGCAGGUCAGUACAGCUGCUCGCACUGCUUUGCCCUUGCGGUUGCCUCCGCCGCGCCUGGUCGCUCUAGAUGCCUGUUGCGUGCCUGCGUGGCUUGUCCCCUGCUGCCUAAACACAGGCAGGAAGGGGAGUUUGCAGGUGUUUCUUCCAGCAGUCCACGGCAGGGCCGUGGCUGCAUAAAUACAGGCUGGGGAGGAGAGCUUGGGUUUUCGGUCCCAGCUGAAUUUGAGGCUGAGAUACGGUGAUGAUGAGCAAACUGGGGAAGAAUAGGUUUGUUUUGGAUCCUUUGUACACAGGAACUGCUCUGAUAUGAGAAUGAAAGGAGAAAUCACAGCCACAGACAUGCUAGAUUUAAUGAAGCAAAUUCAGCUCAAGUAAAAGGUGGUGUGUGACAACCCUGGAGAAGGGCAGUGUUUGCAGCAGUUGUAUCACCUGGGCAAAGGUUGCCUGGACAGUAGGUGGGCAGGUGCCUGUCUCUUGCUUCACACCCUGGGGAGGGAAGUGAGGUCAGCCGGUGAUCGGCCUCCCGGUGGAGCUGCCAGGCUGGUGCCAGCUGUGCCGAGGUUUUAAAAGGGAAGAAAGCCCUGAGAGCUGGCUUUGACAACAGUCCCGCCGGGCUGGGGAGCCAGCCAGGGUGAAAGCCCCUUGGAAGCUGCUGGUGCACUUACUAAGAUAGGACUUUUCCAGGGUGCCCGGGCUGAAAUCUGCAGCAGGAGCAAUGGGGGACUUGCAGAGGAGAUCCAAGGUUUGGGUGCUGCUGAGGACAGGCAAGGAGCAGUAAUCAACAGGGUAGGGAGCAGAACCGGAGUUUUUUGGCUUGCUGCCCAAAAGGAAAAUUACAUGUCAGGUCAAACAGGAGGCUGGUAUCUUUGCCUUUUGAGGGGUGGUUUUGGUCAUUGAAUUACUUAGGUAAAUUUAAAAGCAAAAAGAAAUUUCAAUACCACAAAUGUUGGCAUCUUUGUUUAGAAGAUGAAGCAUAAUCUUCUCUUGAUUUAAAAAAAAAUCAGUACUUUCCCUGGUAAAAGACUUUGAUGCAAACUGGUGAACAGCUGUUGCUAAAACAAAUAGCAUUCUGAGUGACACAAAACAUGAUAACAUGAGCCCAAAACAGCAACAUCUUUUAAAGAUGUGCCUGAACUACACACAGAAACUUGCUCUGUGUGCUCUGAAUGCAGGAAGGCAUGCCAAAAUCCACACCUGGAUCUGAAUUUCCCUGCUUUCUAGAUCUUCAUAAUAUCCCCAGGUCAACCUAGGGAGUUUUCUAAAUAUGGAGCUUUUCAGGGCCUCUGUGCAACAGAAGUAGACAGUUUCCUUGCCAAAGGGAGAGCCAGCACAGCCCUUUCCCGGCAGCUCACCUUCUCACAGGUCCUCUCAGCUGCGCUGCUUUGCGGGGCUUCAUGGGAAGGAAGAUUAGCUUGACAGCAGCAUGCCAAAGGACAGCAAGGGCACUUUGCACCCUGAUGUCUGGAGGUCAGGAGAGAGGGUGAGCUGCAAUGAGGUGUGGGCAAGUAAUCAAGAUUGAGGCAGGGAGAGAGAGCCUGAAGAGAAGGCAGAGCAGAGGUGCUGCAGGGGCUGAGGAGGACCAGCCCUUCUCCAGGCAGACCUAAUAUUUCAACAGCUGUUUUGCUCUGAUGGGUAGAAAUCCCCAGUCUUUCAGCUUUUGCCUGGGCAGACAGGCAGUGAGUCGGGCUGGCGCCUGGCCAGAAUUGCAGCACCACUUCACUGUGGUGCAAUCCUCCCUGCAAAGGCUUUUGGUUUGACUUAACUUUUGUAGGGAGUUUUCCAGCCAGCUCCGUGAAGGUGAACUCCCACCUGGAAGAACAUCUGGGCUGGUGGGCAGCAGUGCUUCUGCUAGGGUAGAGGCACCACAGCUUGUUCCACAGCCAAAUAUGCCUCAGGCUCUUCCUCAGGGGUAUGCAAUGGGGCCUGGUAGCACCUGUCAUGGCAUGUGAGUCUGUCUUCCACAGUCUUCUCUGGAAGUCAUACCCAGGGUUGUAGUUUGGGCCUCUGGGAGAGCCAGCAGUGCUUGUGGAGCACACCACAGCAAACAAAUCACUGCUGCGGAAGCUCCAGGAUCAGCCGAUUGCUGAAGGCCUCAUCCUUAAAAAAGCUCUAUCUUGUUACUUCUCUCCCUAGACUUCUUUUUGCAGGGGCUGUGUUAACCUUCCCAGGAGAUGAUCUGCAGGCAUCUGCCACCAGUAGUGCAUGAGGCCAGACAGCCUGUCCGAGAGUCCUAGCCCUGGAGGCUGGGAAGGCCACAGGGCAUGUAAGCAAAGAGGGAAUGAGAGUUCACCCCGGAUGCCCAAGGGAUGCAGGACAGCAACCACAUAGAUUCCUCCUGGUGUCCACAUCUCGGAUUCGAAGAAUUCUGCUGUUCUUCAGGAAUGAGAUGAGCCUUUCUAGCCUUGUACAUGCCAAUAGUAUUUAUGCUUACAGGGAACUUGUUUUGAGCUUGCUUGGACAUAGCUCUGCUCCACUGAGAUCUGUGUGGUGCAGGCGAACCUGCACUUGCUGUGAAAUGGGAAGAGCACUGCCGUGCUAGCUCUGCUGGGCGGUGGAAAGGCUGGUCCAGGAACAGCCGCGCAGCAAGGCCUGGAUGGAGUAUGCUGGACAAGCCACAGCGGGGUUUCCCUGCAGGCAGAGAGUGUGACUGCUGCUGUCCCAGCUCGCCCGUGCUCCUGUCCAGGUGGGAUCACCUACGGCACGCCGCAGCCGAGCGCCGGGGAAAAUGGUGGCAGGAGAAGACCAUGGCUUCAGGUAACGCUGGGGAGCCAGAGCCAAGUGAUCCUGCUACAGAGGCAGCAGAAGGCUUGCCAGACACCUCCUCAGUGCUGCUAGCUGUCGGGGAGGGCUUUCCACCAGAGAUUUCGCUCUUCUUCUCUGUUGAGAGUCGCUCCUCCCGGUGCCUCAAUUCCCAGCUCCAGGAAGCAGCCAGAAAGAAGCUGUGGGCUCUGGAGAAUGAUGACAGAGAAGUCUGUGCUCUGUUCAAGGAGCUGUCAGCCAGGCUGGUCUGUGUGCAAGCACAGGAGGAUCGAUUCCUCCUCACCUUCAAAACCCUAGAAGAAAUCUGGAAAUUUUCCACAUAUCUUACGUUAGGCUAUGUGGCCAGCUGCUUGGAGCAGCUUCUCUUUGACCAGGUGUACUGGCUAAACUGUGCUCUGAUGGAGGAUACUGAGAUCAAAGUUACUGUAAAUGAAGAUUGCCUGGCCACCAUAUAUCUGGGUUUGCUGCUCCAGGAAGGUAACUUUUUUUCCAGGGCAGUGCCCAGUGUCUGCCAGCCAGAGGGGGAGGGAGAGGAUGGCCUGAGGCUCCACAAGAAUGAGCUGAUCCAGGUGAAGAACAUUGGAGAAGAGUCCAAGUGGGAAGGGAUGUCCUUAUUGACAGGUCAACGGGGUCUGGUGCCUGUUACAGCUCUAGAACCAGUACCUCACCCAUUUUACCAGUGGUUCUUGAAGAAUCAUGCUGUGAGUUUUGGCAUCUCCCAGGAGAUAAGUGGAACAACUCAGCCAAUUGUCAAAGGCAGAUGCGCAGCCACAGAGGACCACAGAGGAGGAGCAUGGGAUGAACUGAAUUUCUCCAAGGGAGACAGCAUAGAAGUCAUUGGCUUCCUUAUUCCAGGACUGUCGUGGUUUGUGGGAAAAUCCCUAAGCAGUGGGAACAUCGGCUUUGUCCCAGUGAGAUGCAUAAAUCCUGAGGCCUGUGAACCUCUGGGAAAGGGCUUGGUAUUUCUGAGUGAAGAAGAAAAAGUCUCCCUCCUGCGCAUCCCCUGCAACGGCAGUGAGCAGCACUUCACCACUCUUCUCAGUGACCUGGCUUGCACUGACAUCACCUCUGUGUACCGGCUCGGCUUCUUGUUUUCUGUUUGUCUCCUUGUCUGUGUAGAUGGUUUUGAAUCCACAACCACAUUCCCAAAAAUACCAUCAGAGGCUGUUCUCCAAGGCUAUAAGAAUAUCCAGCUGCUCCAGUCCUGGGAGGAAAUAAAUGGCUUGGCUACACCUAGCACCUCCGAGAAGUCUAGCCCAGGGAGUGAAUCAGCCCCUGCUACGCUGGAAGAUAUUUUCCUGGAGAAGCCAGAUGAUUUUGAUGAUCCCAAGUUCUUCAUUGAUCUGAAUGCUGGACACAUGGAGGAUGCUGACGUCUUUGACCCAAUAUUGACCUUCCUUAACCAAGACAGUUACGUGCCCAGUUUUCAAAGCCUCUACGAUCUCAGUUUUUCCUUUCUCAACUCCACUUUUUAUGGUUUUUCUGAUGAGGAUGAACUGGUCUUGUAUCUUGAGACCUCCAGGAACUGGGCCAAGAAGACUCAUUCAGUUUGGGCUCACGUCAGGCUCUGUUUCCUCUUGGGUAAGCUCUGCAUCAAAAAGGUCAAGUUCUCCCAGGCCCGAGUCUAUUUUGAGGAAGCCUUGAGCAUCCUGGACAGGGGGUUUGGGGAUCUGCCCCUGCUGGCUGCGUUGCAUGUGAACCUUGCUUCCAUCUACUUGAAACAGAACAUGAAACAGAAGUUCUCCUCCUUGCUGGGGAAAACAGUGACCUUGCUCGUCUGCUUGCCUGGCCACUCUUUCAGCUCGGAGAAUGAGCUGGAAGUCAUGAAGUACAUCCUGAGAGAAGCCAUUGCUGUGGGUAAUGCUCCCUUGGAGGUCCGGAUCUGCUUCCUUAUUGUCAAGCUCUUCCUACUACUGGGCAAAAAUGAUGAAGUUCUGCCCUUUACUGAGCGUCUUCAAUGCCUUGCCACCACUUUACUCAGUCCAGGCACCAGUGCUGUGCCACUAGAUGCCACCCCCAUCUUGAGCUACUUGUAUGACAAGAAGUACUUACCAAACAUUGCACUGGCCUCUGCCAGGUUGUUUGUUCCCAGUGGUGUCAGGGGGGCACCAACACCCAUUUGGAGAGCUGGCUUCAUCCUCCAAAAUAAUUCCAAGCUCCUGGGAAGUCAACUAGAAAGGAGCAGCAUCCCAGCACUGGCUUGUUUCUAUCUCAAGCAGGCACUGAAUUUCUCCUGUGACAACAGAGCUGUGCCCACCCAGAGGACUCUGUGUGCCAUCUUGUCCCGAAUGUACCUCCAGCAUGGCGUGUUGGAUGGGGCGGUUUGUUACGCAGCCACAGCUGUAGCUCUCAGCAGGCUGAUGAGUGAGGAGGAGGCUUUUGAGUCCUCUCUCUGUUUGGGGUGGAUGUAUCUCCUGGACAGCCAGCCGGGCCCAGCUGCAGAGAUCAUGUGGCAGCUCUUACAUUCUCUGCAUGGGACAGACAGCGUGACUCAGGGUGGAGCCGUUCACAAUCUCCUGGCCAUUGCCCUCAAAGGAGAAGGGCAGGUGCAAAAAGCUGCAGAGCAUUUCCUCCAGGCCCUACACAAAGCCAAAGAGACUGGGAACAAGAGGAACCAGGCUAUCACCCUGGCUAACUUGGGGCAGCUGACCCUUUCACGUGGGGCAAGCCAGCUGUCUGAGAUCUACCUGCUCCAGUCUGCUGAGCUCUAUGCUGAACUCCAGGGCAGUGAAGACCUGGAGAUGGAGUUGGGCUGGGUGCUGCUGUGGCUAGCACAGGCCAUGGUAAACAGGCAGAGGAUAGAAGAUGGCAGACUCUGUUAUGAACUAGCACUGCUUUUUGCCCUCAAGUGGCAUAAUGUGAGGAGUCAGCUUCACAUUACUGAGUCUCUCUGCCAUUUCUACAACAAAGUAUCCCCCAAUCUCCAGGCCUGCAUUACCUACCAUGAGCACUGGGUAUCUUUGGCACAACAGCUCCAGGACAGAGAGAUGGAAGGCAAUGUCCAGCAGACCCUUAGCCAGCUCUAUCAAGCUCUGGACACGUCCAAAGCUUUGAAAAAGUCCCUGGACUGCACCAAGCAGAGUCUAAGGAUCUUCAUUGAUCUUGGGGAGACGGUCAAAGCAGCAGAGGCCUGGUUGCAGGCAGGCAGGCUUUACUAUCUCAUGCAGGAUGACGAGCUGGUGGAAAUGUACUUUCAGGCAGCCAUUCAGACUGCUGUGAAAUCUGGGGACUUCUCAUUGGCCAUGGACCUUUAUGAAAAAGCAGGUGAUACCUUUUUUAAUGGCAACCGAAACAGAGAUCGAGCAGUGGAGUAUUAUAGGGGAGGUGCUGUGCCCUUGGCCAGGAAACUGAAGGCCAUUAAGACAGAGCUACGGCUGUUCAAUAAGCUAGCAGAGCUGCAGAUUGGGCUGCAGGGCUACGAGAAGGCACUGGAGUUUGCCACUCUGGCAGCCAGGCUGAGCACCAGGGUGGGAGAUCAAUUACAAGAGCUGGUUGCGUUCCACCGCCUGGCUACAGUCUACUAUUUUCUGCAGAUGUAUGAGAUGGCUGAAGACUGCUACCUGAAGACGCUUGCCUUGCAUUCUCCCUUGCUGCAGUGCACUGGAGAAGCCCUGUACUACUCCAAGGUGUACUGCCACCUUGGCAACCUGACCCUGCACAAGCUGAAGGAUGAACAGGAUGCAGCAGGCUACUUCCUCUUGGCCCUUGCCGCAGCAACUGAGGUGGGAGACCAGGAGCUGCAAGGCGUCAUUCAUGCCAAGCUGGGUCACAUCUACAGUGCCCCUCUCUGUCACGUGGACAUACCAGGCUGUACCAUGUAUCGGGCCAGGUGGCUGAGCGAAGGAGGGCACAUCGUCUGACCGACCACCAAGGUGGACUUGAGUGUAGCCAGCAAAGGCAGCUUUCUGCACCUGGCUGGCACAGGUCCAUGUGCUUCCCAGAACAAAUGGCCUACAGAAGGUCCUGUGCAGCUUCCUGAGAAGGUCAGCAGUGUUUUAUCUUCUCAUCUCCAGCAGUCACGGGACCAAGCGCUUGGCACACUGUCCUAGUCUCCUCCAAGCCAGAGCACUGCUGUGAGGCUGGCUAUCCAUCCAUGGCAGCAAACUGCACAGAGAGGACAAUGUGAGGUAUUACCACGAGGCAAGGCAGGAGGAGGACUUAGUUGCCAGCCUGGACCAGGAAUCUGGUGCUGCAGCGGUUUGGUGGAGUGGAACUGGGCGCUAGAUGGCACUCCAGGAAUGCGGCUGCCUGCCUGGGACAGCAGCACAGAGGAAACUGUGCCAGUGUCCUGUCCUACCUGCCUCCCGCUGCCUCCUGGGUCCUAUGGGGCAGUGCAGCCUACAAGGGAAUGCCUCCAACCACAAAUGUAUUUUAACUGCAAUAGCAACUCCUUUAUUUAUUUCUAUUUGUUUCCUGUCCUUUCUGCUCUAAGAAGGCCUGUGACCCACACUUCUGCAGAACCACUGGCCUUUUCCGAGUCCUCUUUCGUACAAAGCACUGCCAAAACUCUUGGCAGUGAGAGGCAGAAUAAGUAAAGGGAGGAAGAGUGAAAAUGGCCAGAUAACCCUUCCCUGGGUGACUGAUCCUGUAUGCAGGUGGCAGACUGCUCAGUGGGGAGGGAGAACCCACCAUCGCCAAAAGGUGGGGACAGAACUAGGCUAGCUAAGCUGGGGCCUCUGUCAGCAGCAGGCUAUGAGAGCAUGUAGGAAA
Messenger RNA from Struthio camelus australis, 12010 nucleotides. NCBI's taxonomy places the organism in Eukaryota, Metazoa, Chordata, Aves, Struthioniformes, Struthionidae. The record is from RefSeq and is a predicted model, not a curated record.